UGGCUACUAGUUGAACGAUUCGAUUGAUGUAGAUACUUUUUGAAACUCUUGUAAACGAUAUUUUGGUACCAAUAGUGUUAGCAGUUUAAAUUAAGAAAAAGAAAUGAUAUCAAAAGAAAUAUUCAAUCUGGAAAAUUGUAUUCAUGACAUCAGAACAAUUAUUGCGAUUCGAACAAAACGAAAAAAAUCAUCAUAUUUUAAACAGUUAAAACCCAUGAUCAUUGCAUUAAAAUUAUUCGGAGUAAUGCCAUUUACUACACAUACAAGCGGGCCAGUGUUCGCGUUAUUUUCUUGGAUCAUGUUAUACAGUUUGUCAGUUUUUGUUUGUUUAAAUGCCUUGUUUUUCUAUAAAUUAUACGGCGAUUACAAAUAUUUUGUCAAAUCCAGAUACAGUUGUUUUCAAUUUGCUUCAUAGAAUUACUGGAUCUUCGAUAGGACUUAUUUGCUUUAUACUUCCCAUUUACUGGACUGACAUGACAAAUAUAGCAGAAUACUGGGAUCGAUGGACCAUUUUUCAGGACAAAUUUGAAUCGUGUAUGCGAAAACCUUUUCAAUUGAAUAUAACCAAACGAGUAUGGUUCGUGACAAUAUUGCCCACCGCUCUUAUGACACUCAAUAUAGUAGCAAGUUUAUUAUUUGUUAAGGGGUGGAAAGUAAAUAAUUCCAUAUUUUUUAUUGGCAUAUUCGGCAUCAUAAACCUAACAACUGGAUAUUUUUAUAUCAACUGCCACAUAUUUAGAAAUGUCAGCAAGGACAUAAAUCAACGUAUAAUGGAGUUAAUAGUAACAAAGGGAUCGGCAACCAGAUUUAGAGAGCACACAGAACUUUGGUGUUACAUGUCACAUCUCAUAACGGAUUUCGGGAUCGUACAUGGUGGAAUUUAUAGUUCUACCGCAAUUGUCAUGUAUAUAUCCAGUACAGUAUUAUGGUUUAACUUUGCCAUGACACUUAUAAGCCCCGAGAACUACCUGGUCACCGUUAUAAUUGUGCCACUUGCAUUUACAAAUUCAAUACUUAUGGUGUAUAGUGAAGCCGCGUACAUAGCUCUUUCAGAGGUGGGAAAGAAAUUACAUUGGAAAAUAUUGAAUUCAACCAUGUGUGGUCUUGUGGAACAAACACAAAGAGAAGUACAAGAUUUUUUAGAAAUGAUUCAACUUUGUAGAACAAAUAUUACUUUUGGCGGUUUUUGUGACGUUAAUAGAGAACUUUUUAUCAACUUUAUACUCGCCGUAUUUUUUAACUUAGUUGUUGCGUUUCAAUCUCAAAUUAUUCCAAAACAAUAUACAACAUCGGCUGGCUGAAGUAUUUUCAUUAGAACUAUUGAAAAUCAAAAAUCAAAAUAAGUAAUUACAUUUAUA
Messenger RNA from Acyrthosiphon pisum (pea aphid), 1358 nucleotides. RefSeq names its product gustatory and odorant receptor 22-like. The record is from RefSeq and is a predicted model, not a curated record. NCBI's taxonomy places the organism in Eukaryota, Metazoa, Arthropoda, Insecta, Hemiptera, Aphididae. The coding region runs from base 333 to 1301 and encodes 322 amino acids. Gene Ontology annotation, cellular component: membrane. The transcript is spliced from 7 exons. Gene Ontology annotation, biological process: sensory perception of taste.